This is a messenger RNA of Ceratosolen solmsi marchali, 2128 nucleotides long. RefSeq names its product serologically defined colon cancer antigen 8 homolog. The record is from RefSeq and is a predicted model, not a curated record. The transcript is spliced from 10 exons. Gene Ontology annotation, biological process: centrosome cycle; tube formation; establishment of cell polarity. NCBI's taxonomy places the organism in Eukaryota, Metazoa, Arthropoda, Insecta, Hymenoptera, Agaonidae. Bases 11 to 2128 code for a protein of 705 amino acids. Gene Ontology annotation, cellular component: centrosome; centriole.
UACGUAAAAUAUGGAAACGAUAAGAAAAAAAUUUCCCAAUCAUACGGAAAUCGCAUACAGAGAAGCGGUUUCGAAGCUCAAGUACCUGCUGGCCGAGUCCUACGCACCAAAGAUAGCUUUUGCCAAGCCUCCAGGGAUCAUUAAGAAAUCAUGCAAGGAUAACGUUUAUGGGGAGGAUUACUCGGACGAUGCGGACGUUCAUAGCGUGAUAAGCGACGUUUCGAAAAAGGAACCCUCCACUCGUAUCAAGUAUUACGCGUCGAGGCUAAGCAAUGUCCCGAUGGUUCAGGUCUCCUCGUCCGCUAACGAUAGAUUAGCUUUGCCAUCAACGGAACUCACAUCCUUCAUUGGCCGCCAAGAGGAAUAUAUCGAGCAAUUGGAACGAGAGUCGCGCUAUUGCAAGGAGGAGCUCAAGAGUCUCGUGGAGAAAGUCAAAGAGGUGGUGUCGGAAAAUGAGGCGCUGCACAAUAAGAAUAAGAGCAGCUUUUUCGAAACCGUUCUGGAAAAUUGCGCGGAUAAGCCGGGAGAUGAGGAUACGCGUUCAUCGCGCAAGUCGACGUUAGAGGGCCCGAGCAUCGUCUUCGAGUCGAGGAUAAGCGAGCUCGAGGCGCAGCUCACCCAGGCGAGGCUGGAGUUACGCAAAGCACGAGAAGAAAACCAGGAGAACUUGAUGAGGCUGGCCGAGCGCAAAGACGAACCACAGCUCCACCUGGAGCUCGAUCGCGCUUUACGAGAGAAGCGCGAGCUCGAGGCUAAGGGUGAGGAGCUACGUCGGGAGCUGGAUAAAUGGCGAGCGCGCGACACCGACGUUGAAACGAGGAGUAAACGUGCCGCGGAGGUCGUGCAGCAAGCUGAGUACGAGAAGGUCCAGGCGGAAGCGGAGGUGCGCAGGCUCAAGGACGAGCUUGAGAAGCGCCGGGAGAAGCUCCGCGAGGCGCUACACGAUACGAGUAAGCGGCUCAUCGAAGAGAAGCAACUGGUUGAGAGGAAGUUCAGUCAGCAGAUAGAGCAAUUGUCGGCCGAUGUGGCCUCGCACUGGGAGGCUGCCAGCAAGUCACAGCUUGAGUCCGAGAAGCAGAAGCGGCAGGUCGCGGAACUCAAGCGAGAUAUCGCACAGAAGCUCCUUUACAUAGAGGAUCUGAAGAAGGAGCUUCAGGCGAAAACUUGUAAAAUGCAGGAAGAAUUGAAGCAAGCGACGGCUGAAAGAGACGCGUCUCAAGAAGAAGUAUCGAAUGUGAAAUUGUCGGCUGAAAGGUGCGAAAGGCAAUCCCGACAAGAGCAGAGUAGGCUGCAAUCCGAAAUAAAUUCUUACAAAAUGCGCUUGGAAAGAGCGGACGCUGACCUGAUGCAUGCCCGUCGUGAAAAUCUUCGACUCACGGAGGAGAUCGCGUCAUUGGAAAAAGAGAUCAAUAUGAACAAAAUAGUGGAGGAGACUCGUGUGGGUUCUCAGCCGCCCCGCUAUGAGAAAGGCAAGGAUGAAAAGGACAAGGACAAGGAGCUCGCCUCGCUGAUCUUCGAUCUAGAGAGCAAGCAAGCUAAAACGAUUGCCAGUCUCGAAGAUACCUUGAGCAAACAGGCCUCGCUCAUCUCGCGCCUCACGGCGGAAUGCCAAUCUCUCACACAACGCUUGGAAACUAACGAGCAGAAUCACAAGGAAAAAAUGGCCAAUCUACAAACCAACGUAGAAUACUUGUCGAAUAAAAUUAGUGAAUAUUUUGAUGUAAGAGAAUUAAAUACAGAAGAACUCGACCAAAUAAUCGACGACACUGAUCUAAAUUCCACCGAAAUGAUCAACGACCAAGAAGCCAGCGAAGGGAAUAAUGAAAGUCAUGAGGAAAUUAAUAGUUCGAGCAGCGUGCCUCAAUUCGCGGAAGAGCAAAAUUUGAAUCAAAUAAAUGUUGAACGACAGGAAAAUUAUGGAGACGACUACUCUAACGAAUCGUAUAACCAAUACAAUCAAUAUGAUCCCAUUCAGUACGAAGAGUAUUAUAAUAAUCAACAAUAUUCUCAAAAUCAAGAAUGUUCUGAUAGCGAUAAAUAUUUAAGGAAAGGGGAAUAUGUAGCGGAUGGCGAGCAACGCGUAGAAAACGAAAAUAAUGAAGAGAAAUUACAAAAACAUAUAGUUUAA